This is a messenger RNA of Miscanthus lutarioriparius, 1173 nucleotides long. NCBI's taxonomy places the organism in Eukaryota, Viridiplantae, Streptophyta, Magnoliopsida, Poales, Poaceae. The record is from the annotation of a GenBank genome assembly.
AUGCAGAGCGCCGCGGCUUUCCGGCCGUGCCUCGCCGGGCAGCUGGUGAGCCGUAAUCCUAGCCGCCCCCUCCUCGCGGCCCGCCCGCUCCGCGUCUCCGCCGCUGGCUCCAUCGCUACCACUCCCGGUCUGGCUCUCGGGCUGCUGUCAGCCUCGCCGGAUCGGGAGGCCAAGUCCCGCCAGCGACAGGUGUCGUGCGGCGCGGCCGGGGACGCUGUGGCGGCCCCGAGUGCGGAGGAAGGCGGCGGGCUCAUGAAGACGCUGUGGCUCGGCUCGCUCUUCGGCCUCUGGUACCUGUUCAACAUCUACUUCAACAUCUAUAACAAGCAGGUUCUCAAGGUUUUCCCAUACCCCAUAAACAUCACAGAAGUUCAAUUUGCUGUCGGAACUGUAGCAUCUUUGUUCAUGUGGAUCACAGGUAUUAUUAAGAGGCCAAAGAUUUCUGGAGCACAGCUAUUAGCCAUCCUACCUCUGGCUAUUGUUCACACUAUGGGCAAUCUCUUCACCAACAUGAGCCUUGGGAAAGUUGCAGUAUCAUUUACGCACACCAUCAAGGCUAUGGAGCCUUUCUUUUCUGUUCUUCUUUCUGCAAUUUUCCUUGGUGAGUUACCUACUGUUUGGGUAGUAGUAUCUCUUCUUCCAAUUGUUGGUGGUGUUGCAUUGGCAUCUCUUACUGAGGCAUCCUUUAACUGGGCUGGCUUUUGGAGUGCAAUGGCUUCAAAUGUUACCUUUCAAUCCCGGAAUGUACUGAGCAAGAAGCUCAUGGUUAAGAAAGAGGAAUCCUUGGACAACCUUAAUCUCUUCUCUAUCAUUACAGUGAUGUCAUUUUUCGUUUUGGCCCCUGUUACCUUGUUUACAGAAGGUGUCAAAAUUACUCCUACAUUUUUGCAAUCUGCUGGUCUGAAUGUAAACCAGGUCCUUACAAGGUCUCUUAUUGCUGGACUGUGUUUCCAUGCAUACCAACAGGUGUCUUACAUGAUUUUGGCGAUGGUGUCUCCUGUCACUCAUUCUGUGGGCAACUGUGUUAAGCGUGUUGUGGUCAUUGUAACAUCAGUGCUGUUCUUCAGGACACCUGUUUCUCCUAUCAACUCUCUCGGUACUGCGAUUGCACUUGCCGGAGUUUUCCUGUACUCACAGCUCAAGAGACUCAAGCCCAAGCCGAAGACUCCUUAA